AUGAACCAAGAGAACCAGGAGAAACCCUCUCUGAUGCCCAAGUGGUAUUCACUUCUCUAUUGCGUUUUCAGAAUCAAUCCACUACCAAACAUUCAACUCACUGAGUAGCCUGAAACCCUGCUCUCUCAAUCUCACAAAGACACUGCGAGAAAAAUGAAGAUUAUGGCUUUCAGGCUUCUGCAGAUGGUUCUACUUCUAACGUUUUCUUACACACACGCAGCAGUAGAUGAGCAAAACCAGAAAUCAAAACAGACUUACAUAAUUCACAUGGACAAGAGCAACAUGCCGCUAAGUUUCAACGACCACUUUCAGUGGUACGCCGCAUCUUUGAAUUCAGUGUCGGACUCAGCAAAGAUGCUUUACACCUACAACAACAUAAUCCACGGCUUCUCCACAAGGCUGACGGCCGAGGAAGCCGAGUCACUUGAAAAGCAACCAGGAAUUCUGUCUGUCCUGCCUGAAGUGAGAUACGAGCUUCAUACAACUCGGACACCGGAGUUCCUUGGACUAGAAAAGCCUGAGGUUCUCUUCCCCACGCACGACGAAGUGGGCGAGGUGAUUGUCGGAGUAUUGGACACCGGUGUAUGGCCUGAAAUAAAGAGCUUUGACGACACAGGAAUGGGGCCGAUGCCGAGUGGCUGGAAAGGUGCAUGUGAGGAGGGUAAGAACUUCAAUUCAUCAAGCUGCAACCGCAAACUUAUUGGCGCAAGGUAUUUCUCAAAAGCUUAUGAAGCACAGUUUGGACCAAUUGACGAAACAGUGGAAUCGAAAUCCCCAAGGGAUGAUGAUGGCCAUGGAACUCACACCUCAACAACAGCGGCAGGGUCUGCUGCAGAAGGAGCUAACCUCUAUGGUUAUGCUCACGGGACAGCUCGUGGUAUGGCGACACAUGCCCGAGUUGCCACAUACAAGGUGUGCUGGCUUGGCGGAUGUUUCAGCUCAGAUAUUGCAGCCGCAGUUGAGAAGGCCAUUGAAGAUGGUGUCCAUGUCAUAUCCAUGUCUAUUGGGGGAGGAACACCAGAUUACGACAGAGACAUUGUCUCCACUGGAGCUUUCAAAGCAAUGACACUGGGCAUCCUUGUAUCAUGCUCGGCUGGGAAUGGUGGACCAAGCCCAUAUUCCUUGACCAACGUUGCGCCAUGGAUAACCACUGUGGGUGCUGGAACUUUGGACCGUGAUUUUCCCGUUAGCAUUCCCCUCGGAAACGGGAAACAUUACACUGGUGUAUCACUCUACAACGGGAAACCGUUGAGUGAUCCUCUAUUACCGCUUGUUUAUGCCGGUAACGCAAGUAACGUGACAUAUGGUCGUCUGUGCUUGAGCGACACUCUAGUUCCAAAAAAAGUUGCUGGGAAAAUUGUGGUAUGUGAUCGAGGAUCAAAUUCUAGGGUGGAAAAGGGUAGGGUGGUUAAAAAAGCUGGAGGCGUGGGGAUGAUACUAGCUAACACAGAUUCUUAUGGGGAGGAGCUAGUUGCCGAUGCACAUCUCUUGCCUACAGCAGCCGUAGGACAGAAAACCGGCGAUGCCAUAAAGAACUAUAUCCUCUCAGAUCCUAAUCCCACUGCUAUAAUUGGUCAAGGAGAAACCAAAAUAAAUGUCACACCCUCGCCGGUGGUUGCAGCAUUCAGUUCUAGAGGUCCAAAUCCGCUCACUUUGGGAAUACUCAAGCCAGACCUAAUAGCACCAGGAGUCAAUAUCCUAGCUGGGUGGACGGGUGCAGCCGGACCAACUGGGCUAGAUGGUGAUACCAGGCGCGUAAGCUACAAUAUUGUUUCAGGUACAUCCAUGUCAUGCCCGCAUGUAAGCGGGUUAGCUGCAUUCCUUAAGGCUGCUCACCCAGAAUGGAGCCCUGCAGCCAUCAGAUCUGCCCUCAUGACCACAGCUUACCCUAAAUACAUAAGUGGCGAAACCAUACUGGAUGUUGCUACCGGAAAACCAGCUACACCGUUUGAUUACGGCGCUGGACACGUGGAUCCAGUUGCUGCUCUUGAUCCUGGCCUCGUAUACAAUACCACGGUUGAUGACUACCUAGGCUUCCUAUGCGCCUUACAGUAUACCUCUAGUCAAAUUAAGACUGCCACAAACAUGCAGUUCACCUGUGAUUCAAGCAAGAAUUACACCAUAGGAGAGUUUAAUUAUCCAUCUUUCGCUGUUCCUCUAGAAACAGCUUCAGGCAGAGGAGGUGGAGUUGGAGAAACAAGCACUGUAAAAUACACCAGGACUCUGACUAAUGUGGGCACUCCGGAAACAUAUACCGUUUCUGUGUUAUCCCCCGAUGUGAAAAUCUUGGUUGAACCAAAAUCACUGACUUUCAGUGAACUGUAUGAGAAGAAAAGCUACACCGUGACAUUCACUGCCAGUUCUAUGCCAUCUGGUUCAAACAGCUUUGCUCAUUUGGUAUGGUCGGGAGAGAAACACCGGGUCGGGAGUCCAAUUGCUUUCACCUGGACAUGAUAACGGGAUCUGAAGUGCCAACAUGGCGUAAAUGUUCUCUCUUUAUGUAUAAUGAAUUGGUUUGCCUUGUAGUUUUCCUUUUAUCUUAUGUCCAGCAACCCAGCAAUUGGGGCCAGUUAUGGAUUAAAAAACAGGGGAAGAAGAAAUCUAGAAAAAAAAAAUAGUUGUACAGCAAAGCAUGUAAGGGACUGGCUUGUGAAUUUAAACUUGGAUUUGUGUCGUACUAUUUCUAGAACUCUCUGUGUCUUCUCUGUCAUGGCUCACAAUCGAAGAAAAUAAAAAGGGUUUGACUUUA
Corylus avellana is the source of this 2749-nucleotide messenger RNA. The record is from RefSeq and is a predicted model, not a curated record. Lineage: Eukaryota; Viridiplantae; Streptophyta; Magnoliopsida; Fagales; Betulaceae.